CGCUUCAGCCGACGCCGCCGUGAGUCGAUACGAGAGCGAGUGAGCCGGCCCCAGCUGAUCAUGGACCACGUCGUCGUCCUGCGCAGAUUGUUCGCAGCAAGCCUGACGCCUUGGCCUGCCCAAAGCCGACGUGUGUCACCGCCAGCAAAGGGAUCCACUGCUCCUGCCCCAGGUCGUACAUGCAGCCUCGCCCUGGCCCCGGUCCUGGCCCUCUUCCUCACAAGCCUCCUUCUGCGCGCGACGUCACGAAGCCCCUGAUUAGGGCGAGGGACCUUCUACCCGCUCUCUUAGAAAAACGAUGCGACAACCUAAAAUGCGACUCCGACGGCCGCAAGCCGACAUGCUUCUGCCUCGACCCACCUCCCCACACCAUCACGGCGACCAUGUCUCGAGAUGAGGGCGUGGCGCGGGGUGAACAAGCGUCCGGCGUCUCGGCCAGCUCUCUCUGGCACGCUCGCGAUGAGACGCCCCCUAAGAAUUCGUGCAAGAGGCUCAAGUGCAUGGGCAAAGGCAUCGGCCGGAAAUGCUACUGCGCCGACCCUCCCGUUCGACGAGACGGUGCCAAGCGAGACGAGGAUCUGCAGAACCUUGCUCGAAAUCUUGAAGAGUUGCUCGAGACAAGUGAGCGCGCCGUCAAGGAGAGUGUCAAUGCUGCUGGCCGUGGGGAUGCUUUCGACAAGGACGAGGUUGCCCACCAGAUCCCCGGCGCUAGAGGACUUGAGAAGCAAAAGGCUGCCCUUGCCCGCUAUGGCCUCACCACCGAACAGUCCAGCAAGGCUGAGGAGCGUGGCUUUACGGUGCCCACAAAGCUCGGCGAAGACGCGUCCGUCGCUGGGCGAUUCGUCGGCCUUGAUCCCCGCGGGUGCCAGUGGAUCUGCUACCAGCCUGGCGUGACCGCUUCUUGCCAGUGCAAGUGGCCUCCCGCCGUCAGGGGACAGGCCGACGACGAGAGCGAUGCCACUGCUCGCGCCAUCGAAGGAGCCUUUGAGCCUGAGGAACGCGACGAUGAGCCUGUCCAUCGAGCUGCCCUAGUGUCCGGCGAGCUCUCUGAACUCGACGGCCACCAGUAGCGCCCUGUCCGCCGCGUCGACCGCACGUGGGACGUGGCUCGGAAAGGGGACGAGGCGCUGAUUGCCUCGUUACAUUGCGAUCAUUCUGUUAUCAGCUUCUCGCUUUGCUCCUGCCUUACAUCUCUCGACUUCACACCUCCAGCACAGAGGGCGCAAAGAGGAUAAAG
Jaminaea rosea is the source of this 1237-nucleotide messenger RNA. RefSeq lists its product as hypothetical. The coding region runs from base 180 to 1070 and encodes 296 amino acids. NCBI's taxonomy places the organism in Eukaryota, Fungi, Basidiomycota, Exobasidiomycetes, Microstromatales. The transcript has 6 exons. The record is from RefSeq and is a predicted model, not a curated record.